This is a messenger RNA of Paralichthys olivaceus (Japanese flounder), 4062 nucleotides long. It is a transcript of the gene nr1h3, whose product is annotated as nuclear receptor subfamily 1, group H, member 3. The record is from RefSeq and is a predicted model, not a curated record. Gene Ontology annotation, biological process: lipid metabolic process; cell differentiation; negative regulation of transcription by RNA polymerase II. Gene Ontology annotation, molecular function: RNA polymerase II cis-regulatory region sequence-specific DNA binding; zinc ion binding; nuclear receptor activity. Lineage: Eukaryota; Metazoa; Chordata; Actinopteri; Pleuronectiformes; Paralichthyidae.
GUGCCUCAGACCGGGGCCGCUGGAUCACAUGAUGGAUGUACGCUGGUUAGCAUAGCGAGCUAACGCGCUAGCGUCGGUUGUCAGAGCCGCUGUCAUCGCGAACCGCGGCCGGAGACGGAGCCGCCCUCACCGGAUCAGCAACUGCGUGAAAACUCCGGGCAUAGUGGAAAGAGAGUUGUCUUCUUUUCUACCCUCACUCUCUUCAAGAUAUCAAGUCGUUAAACUUCAGCCCAUUGAGUCACAGAGUGGUUUUGGCAUCGAGCCUCGUCACGCAAGUGAGUCAGUCGUCUGUCAGCGCGGGGACAUUGACAGACUGAGGUUGUGGACUCGCGUGGGGAAGAUGCAUCGACGGUAAAUAAGACAUCGACUUCAGAGGUGCACGUUGAUUUCGUAAUGACAAGCUGUUGUGCAGAAGAUGUCCACGCUGUCUGUGACUGAUAUCCCAGAUGUUGGUCAUGUGUCUCCUCCGUCAGAUGAGACUAAGGUGUUUGAAGGGGCCUCUGAGCUGCAGCUGGACUGCAUGGUUGAGGAGAGCAGCAGAGGCACCACAGUGAAGCCCGGCGGCCUGCUGUCGCUCGCUGACCUCUCCCAGCCUGAUGACUUCCAUGCCCCCCCUCGCAACGGCCCUUCUCUGACCGAGAUGAGCAGCCCCCUGCCGGUCGAGACGAGCGACAUCAAGCUGGAUCCAGCUGCAGGGGACACGUCCGGCAGCAGCAUCGAUGGUCAGCCGGUGAAGAGAAAGAAGGGUCCUGCUCCGAAGAUGUUGGGCAAUGAGGUGUGCAGUGUCUGCGGUGACAAGGCCUCGGGGUUCCAUUACAAUGUGUUGAGCUGUGAAGGCUGCAAGGGCUUCUUCCGACGCAGCGUCAUCAAAAGUGCCCAGUACUCCUGCAAGAACAAUGGGCGCUGUGAAAUGGACAUGUACAUGCGCCGCAAGUGCCAGCAGUGUCGCCUGCGCAAGUGUCGGGAGGCGGGCAUGUUGGAGCAGUGUGUCCUCUCCGAGGAGCAAAUCAGACUCAAGAAGAUGAAGAAGCAGCACGACGACGAGACGGCCCGCACGUCCACCGUGGUCACGCCCACACCUCCGCAGGAAGCGGCCUCGCUGGAUCCCCAGCAGCUGGAGAUGAUCGAGAAGCUGGUGACCAUGCAGAAGCAAUGCAACAAGAGAUCUUUCCUCGAACGACCAAAAGUCACACCGUGGCCACAGAGUCAGGACUUGCAGAACCGAGAGGUGCGACAGCAGCGGUUCGCCCACUUCACCGAGCUCGCCAUCAUGUCAGUCCAGGAGAUUGUGGAUUUUGCGAAGCAGCUUCCUGGUUUCCUGGAGCUCACGAGGGAGGAUCAGAUCGCUCUGCUGAAGACGUCCACCAUUGAGAUCAUGCUGCUGGAGACAUCGCGGCGGUACAACCCUGCUAUUGACAGCAUCACGUUUCUGAAGGAUUUCAGUUAUAAUAAGGAGGAUUUCGCUAAAGCAGGGCUUCAGUUUGAGUUCAUCAACCCCAUCUUUGAGUUUUCAAAAGGAAUGAAUGACCUGCACUUGGACGAGGCCGAAUACGCUCUGCUCAUUGCUAUCAACAUCUUCUCUGCAGAUCGACCAAAUGUGCAGGAUCAUGAUUUGGUGGAGCGGCUGCAGCAGCCCUACGUGGACGCACUGCGCUCUUACAUCAUGAUAAAGAGACCACAUGAUCACUUGAUGUUCCCCCGCAUGCUGAUGAAGCUGGUGAGCCUUCGUACGCUAAGCAGCGUCCACUCGGAGCAGGUCUUUGCCCUUCGCCUCCAGGACAAGAAGCUUCCCCCGCUGCUCUCUGAAAUCUGGGACGUCAACGAGUGACCGCGAACCUGGUGUCACACUCCUGUGGCUUUUAAAGUCCGAGACAGACGCAGCGUCCAGCAGGGACACGGACCUUUUACCGCACGGGCCGGUCGAAGGCAUCGCUGCCUCUCAGACAGACUUCUGAACAGUUUUGUGUUCAUGAGAAGAAACACUUAGUUUUCUUUUGAGCCUUUUGUUGUUCUUCCUCUUGUGUAGAUGCUGACAUGAUUGUGGCAAUAUUAAAUACCAGCAUCAGGCUCUGAAGCCAUUUAUCUCUGAUUUAAUAUUUGUCGAAAGUUGUGUUCGACCUGUAGUGCAGUGCUGUACUCGUCCUCUAACAGCGGUCAGAAGGUUUAGAACAGGUUUGAGCUGGUUUCCGUGUUACAGCUGAAUCUUUGGUCUCACAACCGGGAUCUGCAGUUGAGCAGUCGGUGGAAACGGACACAGAGUUGAGCUCCGGCAGAUUCAUAUCUGAUAUUCACGUUAUUGAUGUUAGAGGGAAACAGAAGGUCAUCUGGACGGUGUCGUGCAACGUGGUAUGGCAACAAAUCGUUUUUUUUUUAUGAUGUCUGUUCAGAAAUCAAAUGUUUGGUGUAGUCGCUCAGGUAAAGUAAUGUGAAGUACACCUCUGGGAAUCUGGGGGGGGGGGGCUUUUUAAUUUCUAUGAGAGGAUUAAAGUUUUCUUCCAAGUGCAUAAGGGACCCUUUAGGUCAUUUAUAGAUGCCCAUAAACUUUAAUGUAAAUUGUAUAUUUAUUUUCACAGGACAGAAAUGUUGUGGAAUGAUUCCACGAGUUUGUACAAUCACAAGCGCAACGCAAAGGAAACUGCGGGGGGGGGGGCAGACGGGCCACGCCCACAUUGACAGUGAAGUCUCUCAAAAUGUUCUGCGCUCUGGUUCCAUGAAAUAAGACGAGUGUCUUCAAAUUCCACGUAAAGAUGAACAGUUGGUCAAAAAAAAAAAAGGAAGUGAUUCUUCUCCCUACAUUCACAAAGUUUAUGUUCAUGAAUCAAAGUAGAAAAGGUAUUUUUAUUAACACCUGAUUCAUCAUGUGAGAUGUUCCUUUAAUCCAUUUCAUAAUUAAACAGUACAAUCAUUUCCAUAUUUUGAUUGAGGCUAAUCAUCAUGAGUGAGAAUUUCUAAGCAGCACAGUUUUAACAGGAUACAUAUAAUUCUACUACCUUUUAAUUUUGAUAACAUAUUAACGAUGCUGAUUCAAAAACAUCUAUGUCUGAAUGUUCAUUAGGAAAAAAUAAAGGUCUACAGUCGUCUGAGUAUCCUCCUUGAACAUUUACUCAACGCAAACAGCUUUAACUGGUCAGGUUUAAAAGAAAAUCUAUAUUGGCGCGGAGCAGAGGACAUCAGGAAAUGAGUAGAAUCAUUAGAGUUUGAGUUCUAAUAAAUGUAACUGCAGAGAUCUAGAUGUUUAUAUUUCAUUCUGUGAUUUUCAUGCAUUUCUCCUGUUCAGUGCAAACUUGAAAGGCUGCGUAACAGUCGAUGAAGGAAUGUCGAUGUAAAUACAUGUGAUGUUUUUUCUGGCUUAAAAAAAAAAAAAACAACCAAAUCUUGACGAAGUGCUGCUGCAGCGUGUUGACGUCAUUUCAUCAGCUGCCCGUGUGCAGCUAUUCACAAGUAUCAACAUUAGACUUUUCACAACCGCAGACGUCAACAUUGUGUUUGCUCUGUCAAACGUUUGUGACCAUUCAUAUGGUACCAGUCAAAAACCAGACCCUUUGUAUCAUUGUUGAGCUUUUCAAUCAUUUUCAGCUUCAGUUUCUUUUGGCUUUUGUUAAAUAAAUUUGAUUUUAACAGCUAAACUCGGACAAUGAUUCUUCACACGCAGAUAAAACAGGACCGUCACAGGUCCAUCAUGCAGGACGAGGUUUAGUCUGAUCUGAAUUGGUCUCGUGAAGCACCCGGUGAUGGAUGAAAUGAAUUGAGGACUUGUCCUGUUUGUUGUCGUUUAUUAUUUGAACUUUAAGCACCAGCAUGUCUGUUUGCAUCAUGAUUGUUCCCUAAAUGAUCAAAUCAUUCUCUAAAUCGUCCCGAGCAGAUAUUUUUUGCACACCGCAGUGGUAGAAGCACGUGUGUUGCUGAUAACAGUAACGAUGACAUUCACCUUUCUACUGAAGAGAUCACCACAGAACUCACACCUCUCAUCAUGGAGAAAGCAUAUCUGUGUGUUAACUGCCAUUCAGUCUAACUAUGAUCUAUAUAAUUGAUUUUUCCCAACACCAAGAUUGUUAAUGGGGG